Cutaneotrichosporon cavernicola is the source of this 732-nucleotide messenger RNA. RefSeq lists its product as uncharacterized. Gene Ontology annotation, molecular function: holo-[acyl-carrier-protein] synthase activity; magnesium ion binding. NCBI's taxonomy places the organism in Eukaryota, Fungi, Basidiomycota, Tremellomycetes, Trichosporonales, Trichosporonaceae. Bases 1 to 732 code for a protein of 243 amino acids. The record is from RefSeq and is a predicted model, not a curated record. Gene Ontology annotation, cellular component: cytosol. The transcript has 3 exons.
AUGCGCCUCUACGCACUCAAGGUGCCCCCAAGCAUCUCCGAGGACACCCUCGACCGACUCCUCCAUCAUCUCCCCGAGGCCGCGCAGGACCGCGUCCGUAAAUUCCGCCAUGAGGCCGACGCCAUCCGUUCCGUCGCAGGCCGCCUCCUUCCAACGUGGUAUCUCCGCCGCUCAGGCCUCGUUCCACCACCAACCCACCCCGAAUUCGAGACCGGCCCAAAGGGCAAACCUUUCCUCGCAAAGCCGCAAAUACAGCUGGAUUUCAAUACCAGCCAUGAGGGAGCGUACGUCCUCCUGGCCGUGAACGACCGCGACGUGGGCGUAGACGUCAUGGACUUGCCCUCCAAUCCCGAGGAACUUGAAGACUCCAUCUCAUACCAGCUCACGCCACACGAGCGCCUCGCACUCGCCGCCACGCGGGGACGCGUAAAGGCCAAACUACUCACUACGCUGUGGACGAUAAAGGAGGGCUAUACCAAGGCUAUUGGGGAGGGGAUCGCUUUUGGACUAGACCGCAUCGAGGUCGAUCCGGGGGACGGGUCUGUCGCUGGCGUGCGCGUUGAUGGGCGCGAUGUGCGCAAGGACGGGUGGAGAUGGGCUGUUGGGAGCCUCGAGGGCGGCGCGUACGGGUACGCCGUUAUCUGGCGUGGCGAGGAGAGUGCGGUUGAGGUCGAGACUGUUGGGUGGGACGAGUUCAUCCGUGCCUUCAUUGGGAGCGGCAAGGCGUGGUAG